Messenger RNA from Conger conger (European conger), 3654 nucleotides. It is a transcript of the gene dazap2, whose product is annotated as DAZ associated protein 2. The transcript has 4 exons. NCBI's taxonomy places the organism in Eukaryota, Metazoa, Chordata, Actinopteri, Anguilliformes, Congridae. The coding region runs from base 308 to 754 and encodes 148 amino acids. The record is from RefSeq and is a predicted model, not a curated record.
AAGCUAAGCUGAUAGUUAGACUAACUUGCCGAGUAUUGCUGUAACCCCAAGGCAUUAGGAACCUCUCUGCAUAUCCUUUUUUUAUUCUUAUUUAAGCCGUAUUAGGCAAUUAGCAUGGUUAUCUAUCUAGCAAAGUGAUGUCAUUGCUUAGCUACGAAUUGCGCUCCUUCUGUUACAGUACGUUAGCCUACGCAUUAACAUUGAUUUGAAGGCAAUGAUGAUGGUGUACAAAUCGUGUGUCUAAGCUUCUUAUCCUGCACAAGCUGUGUACCCCCAGGCAGCCAACGCAGCUCUGUAUCCCCCUGCGAUGCAGCCUUCACCCCAGGCCCCCCCUUACACCGAUGCCCCUCCUUCCUAUUCUGAGAUAUACCAGCCGAGGUUCAUCCAUCCACAGGCCGCCCAAGGCCAGCUGCACCAGAUGUCCUCUGCAUACCCCGGCGCUCAGAUGUACCUGCCCCUGCACCAGUCCAUAGCCAUGGGGCCCAUGGGCCACGGCCUCCCCAUGGCUUACUACCCCAUGGGGGCGCUGUAUCCGCCAGGCUCCACCAUGCUGGUGGACGGAGGGUUUGAUUCUGGGGCUCGUUAUGGAGCGGGCAGCAACGCCACCAUCCCCGUGACCCCUCCGCCUCCCGGCCAGCUCCCCAGUGCGGCCCAGCUGGCCGCCAUGCAGGGCGCCAACAUGAUGAUGGCGCAGCAGCGCAAGGGCAGCUACUUCAUGGGGGGGGCCGGCACCGGUGGCUACACCAUCUGGUAACGGUGACCGGAAGAUGGGCCCCGUCCCCUUCCUUCCUGUCCCGAAACCCGAAACCCCCAACGCCCCCCCCUCCCCCGGCUGCCUGCCGACCACACCACAAUACUGACAUCACCUAACAGAAUGUAUUAUUCUUUUGCCCUGGAUACAGUACCACCCCCCUCACUGGUGUCCUUACAGACCUGCUCUGUGCCCUCCCACUGCCAGGCUUGGGUUUGGAGAUGGGCCCCGUCUUAUUGCUUAUCCGCACAAGAAUUGUGCUACAGACGUAUUUUUAAAUGAGCAAAAAUGCAUACAAGCACCUUGCGCUACUGUACUUGCAUCUGAAAGCAUGUCAUAGCAUUCUCAUCUGCUGAGUUUUUCACCCCCGCUCAUCCACUUUCUGUGGAAAUUCACCCAAAAAACCCACAAUUCAUUCAGUUUGAGAUGAUCGGAUGAGGGGCAGGGCUACUGUAUCUCCCAGGGCAGCUGUAGAUGAAUUUUAUCAGGUGCCAAAGUUUUGUGUGCACCUUCAUUUUAAAUAAAAAAACAAAGAAACUUACAAAUGUCGAGGAAACUAAUACGGUUGGAGGUCCAGUUGUGGUUGGAAGGGUUGGUUGGCGCCAUUAUAUUUGUGUGUGUGUGUGUGUCUGCGUCACACACAUUUGCUUUCGUCUUGUUGUCGGAUACCCAGAACUGUUCAGACUGUAACGUGAAUUUAUAUAGUAGCCAAGAAAGUCCUGUUUACUGCCAAGAUGAAGAUGCAUGGUCUUUUAAGUUUCUUGUAUGGCUAAACAAUGGAUAUAACUUGUUCUUAAUAACAAAAAAAACCCCUACGUCCAUCCCGGAGCUGCCUGGUGUGCAGCCUGUUUUCUUCCUCAACCCUGCACUCGUUCAGUGGCUCUUUCAGAAGCACCAUCCUGUACUCCUAUUGAAUUAGCUCCCAUCUAUAACCAAAGAUCUGGUCUAGAACGCACUGAAAUACAGCAGUGGAAGUAACCUCUUUAUAAUCAAACAGAUGGUACCGAGAAAAGCAGGCGUUACAGAUUUUGUAGGAAAGAUAUGUGCAAUUCAUUUUGUGAAUAGUUUUCAUUUCAUUGCCUUUUUGCACUUUUUUUCUGUAGUUUUAGUUUGUAGCUUAGAAUGUAACCUUGUGACAUUGUAAAUUCAGGUCAUCUUACAUAUUCAUUUGUGUGUGCUGUUGACCAGCUCUGAAAUAUUACUCUUGUUACGUUUAAAAAUUGUACAUGAUCAGCAAUAACGUUUUGAUGGAUGGAGCAGGCAAGUGGGCAUAUUUCAAAAUCAAAAUAUCUCCCUCUUGUACAAAGCUUUUAAAAAAAUAUCCUAUGCAUCUUCACCAGUAGGUUUCUAGAUUGAAGGAUGUAGAAUUUCCAUCAUUUUCCCUAAGAAAAAUUAUUCUGCUCUUUACAUUUUUGGGACAGGGAAUAUUGUACACGUUAUCCUGCGCAUUCUUUGAAGAUGUUCCCUGAAGUACUACUUUCAUGAAUAAGUAAUGAGUCAAAGUAAAUGUGCUAUAAGUUCACAGUGAGGUUGUAUAGAGGCACCUUUAAGAAGAACACCAACUUCUAUUACAUUUACAUUGGUUUGUACUUUUUAAUUUGCUUAAGAAUAUAUUGGAUAAUUUUUUUCAGCAAAAUCCAUUAGCUUUCAGAGUGAUUCCAAAAUCACUCUCGAAGUAAUCCCGACGAUAGCGUUUGUUGUUGCCAUUAUAAUUGUGGUGUGCACCAUCCACUUGAGAAAGAUUUUUAAAACAACGUAUGUGUAUUUAUCCAUCUUCGUGUGUUUGUACCACGUAUUUGAAGAAGGGUGGUAAUGGAGUCCAGUUUUGUAAAAGGCAGAGUAAGACACUUCUGAAGCUUGAUUACCUCAUAUAAACUUAAAGUCCACAGAAUGCAGUGUAUUAAAAAUUUAAUGUUUAAGCAUAGCUUAGUUGAACUUUUCAUUGUGUGCCAAGCUGAAUCUGGACAGUCUUAAUGCUGGGUAUCCGACAUGAGUCUUGAGGGGUUCACCCCGCAGACUGCAACAAAAUCAUUCCCGAAUAAAACAACAUUGUUAAAAUGCCAGCUAUGUUGCUCUCCCCCCAUUUUGGUUUCCUGAAUUAUUUCAUUUAACCUGCAUGUCAAAAUCCACUUAGUUAGUUUGUGGGAGUUUUGUUUGAUGUGAAGUUAUUUCCAACCCCGAGGCUUGUAUGCAAGACACUGCCUGUGCGGUCUUGGCUUGUGUACUGUACACGUAUAGAAGAGCAUUCCCACUGAGUAUUGCCACAUUGUCUCCUAAGCUUAAAGGAUUAUUAUUUUUGACCAAGCCUGUUUCACAUUGCUUUAGGUUUGUUUAGUCCCAGUCUGAUGACUGGAGUGUGGUUGAGAUGCUGUUAAAAUGAACUGCUGUGUAGAAAAAUGAAAGGGGACAGCUUUCCUGAACCAACCCUGGAAUUUAAAUUGGAGUCACGGUGUGGCUUAAUUUCCACCUUUUUAAUUGGAGUCAUUUGUGAGGUAUAAAAACUGAACUAAAACUGAUGGAAAUACUGAAUGACUGUGGAUGUUAAAGUGGCACCGUGACCGUUUCAGCUCCAGUGGCGAUCGACUCAUCAGUAGACGUCACUCCAACCAUCAGUUGUGUCAGUCAGUAUAAAUCCGUUUGGGUUUAUGGACAUCAAUAGUUCAGGGAUUCUCUCCAAUUUUUAUAUUGAGACAUACAGUACAAUGAUUUGAUGGAUUCUACUGAAUAUAUUUUAUCUUUUAAGAUUAUUAAGAAGGAGCCAGGUGUCCCCAUCUUGUUGACUAAGAGACUGGUGAAGAGCGGUCCUUAACAGUUUGUAAUGGAACUGUGGUGCACUUAACUUUUUUAUACUAAACUUAAAAAAUAAAAUUAAAAUUUAGAAUAAAGACUAUUUUGGACAUUGA